Plasmodium vivax (malaria parasite P. vivax) is the source of this 753-nucleotide messenger RNA. RefSeq lists its product as hypothetical. The transcript has a single exon. The record is from RefSeq and is a predicted model, not a curated record. The coding region runs from base 1 to 753 and encodes 250 amino acids. Gene Ontology annotation, biological process: tRNA splicing, via endonucleolytic cleavage and ligation. Gene Ontology annotation, cellular component: tRNA-splicing ligase complex. NCBI's taxonomy places the organism in Eukaryota, Apicomplexa, Aconoidasida, Haemosporida, Plasmodiidae.
AUGAAGCAGCCGUCCAGCAACGAAAUUGUUUCCUUGCCCCAGAGGGGGAGGCGACGAGUUGGCAGGGACAGCGCUAGUAGUGACGGGGUGGAGUCGGAGGAUAACGGCGAGCAGAGCGGGUACGACAGCGCGGAGGAGGCUGGCGAUAGCGGCAAAAGUGGGAGCAGCGUGCAUAUUGAGGGCAGCUACAAAAGCGGGAGCAGCAUCCAUAUUGAGGGCAGCUACAAAAGCGGGAGCAGCGUCCAUAUUGACUGCAGCGACGAGGCGAGCGCGCAGAACGUGGCCCUGCCGUACGCGAAGAAGAAAAUAAAGGACGGCCGACUCGAAAAGACGUACCACUACGAAUAUUUGGACCACCCAGCAGAUGUCAUCUUACACAGCUACGGAAAGACCCUAAGGGAGUGCUUCGAGUCUGCAUGCGUUUCUAUGUUUAACUACAUGUGUAACUUAAAUAAAGUGGAGACAAAGAUAUCGAGGCACAUAACAGCUCGAGGGGGGACCCUGGAAGACCUACUCUACAACUUCCUAACCGAGUGCCAUUUCUUAUAUGGCAGUGAAUAUAUCAUUUGUAAAGCUGUAGACAUUUUAGUUUUCGACCAGGGGUCCUUUUUCAUCGAGGCCUCUGCAUAUGGGGAUGUUUUUUCGCCUGACCUGCACGAGUGUGGCACGGAGAUAAAGGCUAUCACAAAACAUGAGCUGAGGAUUUGCUUCACGGAGGACCUUUGGGAGGCCUUUGUCCUGGUCGACAUAUGA